Prorocentrum cordatum is the source of this 1524-nucleotide messenger RNA. The record is from the annotation of a GenBank genome assembly. NCBI's taxonomy places the organism in Eukaryota, Dinophyceae, Prorocentrales, Prorocentraceae.
AUGGUCACCUUGGUCGCUGCCAUUCACGUUUGUCUUCAGGCUCAAGAGAUUCUGGGCUUGGCUGGCGGGCUCGCAGAGGAUCCUUGCGUCCCCCUCAUGCCCCCGAAGGGGUUCCAUGACGUUGGCAGCCUGGCGGAUGUGAUCUUGCCGUGCGCAAGCGAGCCCGACUUCGUCAACUACCACGAAGACGAGGAGAAGCCGAUCAACAGGACGAGGGCGAUGAAGAACGGCGAGAUCCUGAAGGCGAUCUACGGCUUGGCCCCCACGCUGAACAUCCCUGGGGCAGUCAUCAAGAUGGCCAUCACGAAGAUAGCCGAGUCCAAGAUCGAGGACAGCGAGUGGACCAUGAACAAAGAGGAGAAGAAAGAUAUGAUCAACACCGUGACGAAACGCUUGACGUUGCUCCUGAGGCAGUGCGCCAAGCCUCUUCGCGGUCAGGUCCCGUGGAUCGUCAAGUUGUGCACUGACGAGGCCGAGGACGAGGACGAGGCCGAGGACGACCCUCAGGAGGAGGAGGCCCAGGACGAGGAGGCCCAGGACGAGGAGGCCGAAGCCGAGGAGGGCCCCAAGGCUCAGGAGGACAACGGCGACGCGAUGGGCGACGACGCUGAGGAGGCCGAGGGCUCGCAGGAGGCCGAGGGCUCGCAGGAGGCCGAGGCCGAGGGCUCGCAGGAGGCCGAGGCCGAGGGCUCGCAGGAGGCCGAGGCCGAGGGCGAGGAGACCGAGAAGGGCUGCGACAUCGGGGCCGAGGUCAAGCAGACCAUGGCCAAGAAGACCAAGACGGGCCUCAAGGAGGACAAGAACGCGGCCAACUCGGCCUGGAUCCAGGCGCUCGAGAAGAAGGACCGAGGCGGUGAACAGUUCAUGGGGCCGCUGCGGAGGAAGGUCGGCGCGAAGUCCAAGAUCAUAGAGUACAGCUGCCAGCCUUUUCGACCAGAUGGCGCAGAUGAUCUGGAUCCCGCCGUCGUGACGUUCCCUGACGGGUCGCAGCGCGAGGUGCCGAACGUGUUGUGCGGGUCCCUCGCCGACGACUGCACCGACAAACCGAAGAAGCGGGGACCCCUAUGGGAGGAUGGGAGCCUCAGAAUCAUGAGGAGGAAGGAUCGCAACGAGAAGAUCCUGCACAAUCUGCUGGACACCAACCCAGCCCUGGACACGCCCAACGUGAUCAUGAUCAACAGUGGGUUGUUCCCGACCCCUGAGGAGAGCCUCAACUGGAUGAUCGACUUGGCGAAGCUGUACAAGUCGGGGAAGACGCGCGAGGACCUGGAUCGCGUCAAGGCCACGAAGAUCAAGCAACUCACCGAGGCUGGCAAGAAGGAGUGCGCUGUGAGGAAGCGCCCUGCCGCAGCUGCGGCUACCGAGGCCUCAACCCCCAUCAAGGCGAACAUGAAGAGGCCUGCAGCUGCGACGACUGCCGAGAAGGAGCCGACGAAGGUCCCGAAGACGAUCACCGAGCCUCAGUCGAGCAAGUUGGUGGGCCUGCAGUCGAAGCAGGACAACGAGGAUCGAGGGCAUGGUUAG